CAUAAUUUGGACUUCAUGGAACCUGCAAGUCUAUUGAUUCCAUGCCCUUUCACCUUCUUUAACUCUAUAAUAAGAACACAAGUAGUGUUGCAUUUUUCACCACCUGUAUGCAUGUUUUGAUCUAAACAUUGUGGCCAUAAGUCUAAGGAUCUAAAGGCAAAGCAUAUAAGUGGGAAAUUAAACGAUCAUGAUGAUGACAUUAGCUAAUAAGAAGAAACCUGAAAACAAGGGAAACCGAUUGGUUUCCGAGGUUUUUUCUUGGUCUCUUAGUGAUGUUCUUGACAGAAAUCUCUACAAUGGCAAGGUAUCGGAGAUUCCUAAGACAUUUUCUUCGGUAUCUGAAUACACCAACUCAUUCAUCUAUCCUCUUUUUGAGGAGACACAUGCGGAUCUUUUAUCCAACAUCCUAGGAGUCAAUCGUUGUCCUACCUUCAAGAUUUAUGAUAUACAUCCAGCUAAAGGUUUUAACAUUCCCAAAUCAUUGGUAUACACCAUUUUGCUUAGAAAAGGUCGACUAGGAUCUUACGAACCUGUGGUUGGAGAUCUUAUCGCGUUGACUGAUGUAAGACCAAAAUGUGUGGAUGAUCUCAAGAGGCCAAACAUGUCUUACCUUGUAGCUAUAGUUCAUCGCAUGAAGGUGAAAAGUAAUACACUUUAUGAACUUCAUGUUUUAUCAUCUAAACCAAUCAGUCUGGAUCGUUCUGGGAAUGAUGUAAAAAAUUUUGUUGUGUGUCUUACAAACUUGACAACAAAUAUACGUAUUUCGCAAGCACUUCACGCAGAGGUAGGAGAGAAAAAGAAGAUGUUUGAAACACUGCUGAGAGUUGAUUAUUCUGUUGAAGAAAGUUGUGUCGAGUGUUGUCUUGAUAAAACUAGAGACUUGUUUUUGUAUAAGAUAAAGGAAGCGCUUAAACGUUUUCAGCUUGAUAGCUCACAAGAAGCUGCUAUUCUGAGUUGUGUUGCUUCAAGAGCCUGCGGUCACAAGAAUACGAUAAAAUUAAUCUGGGGUCCUCCAGGAACUGGAAAGACGAAAACCAUCAGUUCGUUAUUAUUCAUGCUGCUGAAGAUGAAAUGUAGAACUCUAACAUGUGCUCCAACAAAUAUUGCGGUUUUAGGAGUUACUAAACGAGUUAUGCAGUUAGUGAGGGACUCUUUAGUAUAUGAUACUUAUGGUUUAGGGGACAUAGUUUUAUAUGGGAGUAAAGAGAGAAUGAAGAUAGACGAAUGCGAAGAUCUUUCUGAUAUAUACUUAAAUUUACGUGUUGAGAUUCUUUCUGAUUGUUUAGCUCCAUUAUCGGGAUGGAAAGGUUGCAGUGAGUGGAUGAUUCGUUUCCUUGAGGAUCCCGAGGAACAAUAUCAAUUGUACUUGAAGGAAAAGUUAAUAGUUGAUGAAAGUGAGAAUGAUGAUGAUGAUGAUGAUGAUGAUGAUGAUGAUGAUGAUGAUGAUGAAAAAGAUAAUUGCAGCAUUGAAGAUGAUGACAAUGAGGGAAAGUUGCGUACUGAAAAAGAGGAGUCGAGUGACUCGCAUAUGAAGAAAGCAUUGAAAACUAAGAAUUGGAAGACAGUCAUUGUAAGUACUUUGAAAGAUGAAAAGAAAGGUAGAAAUAACAAGGCAACAAAUGAAGAUGAAAAUGAGCAGUCUUCAAAGAAAGAUUCAGAUGAAAAGUAUUGUAAACACGAUCUUUUAACUUUUGAGGAGUUUGUGACAAACGGUUUCAAAUUUCUUGGAAAUCGUUUAAUAUUUUGUAUCGAAGGUUUAUACACACAUAUGCCAACAUCUUUCAUAUCAGUAGAGGUAGCAAAAGAAAUGGUUGAGCUUGUUAGUUCUCUUAAAAGUAUCAGUAAAUCGAUAAAACAAACAGUUGCAAUGAAAAUAGGGUUAAAAGAAGCCUUCAGAUUCCAGUGUUCAAAACUCAGAUACCUUCAAGAGACACUGCAGUUUCCAGAAUUUAAGGAAGAUUAUGAAAUUAAAAGAUUUUGUAUGGCAAAUGCUUGUUUGAUAUUUUGCACAGCAUCAAGCUCCAUCAACUUGCAUUCAGAAAAAUCAAAACCUUUGGACUUUCUUGUGAUUGAUGAGGCUGGUCAACUAAAAGAAUGUGAAUCUGUUAUACCUUUGCAGCUCAACGGUCUUCGCCAUGUUAUUCUUGUUGGAGAUGAAAGACAACUUCCAGCCAUGGUUCAAAGCAAGAUUUGUGAGGAGGCUGAAUUUGGAAGGAGCUUAUUUGAGAGGCUUGUGUUACUUGGGCAUAAAAAGCAUCUUCUAAAUGUUCAGUACAGAAUGCAUCCAUCCAUAAGCCGGUUCCCAAAUAGGGAAUUUUAUAACAAAAGUAUCUUGGAUGGUGUAAAUGUCAAGAGCAACACUUACGAGAAGCGUUUUCUAGAUGGAAAUAUGUAUGGAUCGUACUCGUUUAUAAAUGUAACUUCUGCGAAAGAGGAGUUUGAUCAGAGCCAUAGUAUGAGAAAUGUCAUGGAAGUAGCUCUUGUUGGUGAAAUUGUUGCAAGUCUUUUUAAACAAGCUGUUGCUAGAAAACAAAAGGUAAGUGUUGGUUGCAUCUCACCAUACAAGGCUCAAGUAAAUGCAUUACAGGAGAAGAUUGGCCAAAAGUACUCCGGAUAUGAGAAUUGUUUCACUUUAAAUGUCCGGUCAGUUGAUGGAUUUCAAGGGAGCGAAGAGGACGUGAUUAUUAUAUCCACAGUGAGAUGUAACGGCAAAGGAUCUGUUGGUUUUCUUUCAAAUCAUCAGAGAACAAAUGUGGCAUUGACUCGUGCCAGACAUUGUUUGUGGAUAUUGGGGAACGAAUCGACGUUGGUGAAUAGUGGAACUAUUUGGAAGCAUUUAGUUGUUGAUGCUAAGAAUCGUGGCUGUUUCUACAACGCUAGCGAAGACAAAAACUUGGUUCAAGCUGCUAGGAAUGCGUUGGCUGAACUUGGCCAACUUGAUAGCUUAUUCAGCACGGAUUCAUUACUUUUCAAAGAAGCCAAAUGGCAGGUGAAGUUUAGUGACACAUUCUUAAAAACCGUAGCAAGACUCACGGAUCAUGAAAUUUGUAACAAAGUGGUUUCUCUUCUGGUCAAACUUUCGGGCGGUUGGCGUGAACCAGAAAAAGCUGGAAACUGUAGAUUGAAUACAGAAGGAAGUUGUACUCUUAUAGAGGAGUAUAAGGUUACACAAGACUUGUGUUUGAUAUGGGCGGUUGAUAUUGUAGCACAAGAUUCUGUUUGCAUUCAAGUCUUAAAGGUGUGGGAUGUGUCAUCUGCCAAUAAGUUUGAAGAACUGUCAAAGAUGUUAAAGGAAAAGGUUUAUGGGAAUUAUACUGUAAAUAUGAUUAACCGCUGCAAGGAAAGACGCACUGAAGGGAAUUUGAUGCUUCCAAUUACAUGGCCUAUGAAUUCAGACACUGAUCAAAGUUGGUCAUUGGCAAGUCGUUUAGCUGCAUUGAGCUUGAGUAACCAGCCUACAUCAUCAUCAAGAUCGUCAAGUGACUGGAGGUUUGGUAACAGGAGAUCCAACAAGUAUGGUGAUUCAAGGUCUCAUGGAAGGGGAAGCAGGUGGUAAAGAAGCUCUUUUGUGAACCAAGUAUGAACGAUUUGAGGGUGGUGUGUUGAAGUUUUAUUAAUGUGUCUUGUUUCUUAAAACACUGAUGUGAAGUACCUUGUUUGCUGCUUAAAGAUUGUGUGAUUCUAAGUUUCUAAUCUUGCUCA
Molecule: messenger RNA, 3702 nt
Organism: Helianthus annuus (common sunflower)
Lineage: Eukaryota; Viridiplantae; Streptophyta; Magnoliopsida; Asterales; Asteraceae
Exons: 10
Coding region: 188-3556 (1122 amino acids)
Molecular function (GO): helicase activity
Source: RefSeq, a predicted model, not a curated record